GAUGUGAUGCAUAUGUUUGCUCCUCUUAGUCUCUGAAAGUGCUGCGGACGUCAGAGUUCCUUCCCUAUGUGGUGUUCCUUCAGUCUCCUGACUUCGAGGUGCUACAGGCGAUGAAUCGCUCAGCUGUGGAGGCGGGGGUGGUCACCAAGACCCUGAUGGACGAAGAGCUGCACAGGACAUGUGAUGAGAGCGCCAAAAUAAAAGCAGCCUUUGGUCACUUCUUUGACCUGACCAUCAUCAAUGACAACCUUGAUGAGACCUAUCGCACUGUCAAAGCUGCCCUGGAAACGGUUUCCAAAAACCCACAAUGGGUCCCGGUUACCUGGGUGUUCUAAGGACCAGGAAAACCGACUGCAUUUCUCAGUACUCAUAUUUAGAUUGUCCUCAGUUCCAACAGAAGAAUUGUGUUAGCAUUAGACUGGAUUAGACCUCUGUAACUAAAGCUCCACCAAACAGCUAGGACUUUGUGUGUGAAUAUAGUGACAGUCUCAAUGUGGGGACUGGGGAUCCCUUCGAUACCAGAAGUCGAUUCUGUUGGAAAAUGUCUCCUCAGAAAAACUGUGUAUGUGCAUGCAUGUGCAUGUCUCUGCUUUCCUGAAGACUUCAACAUUUUGUAGAUUUACAUCGUACUUCUGAACAUCAGCAGAUCGUACCGUUGGUUACGUUUCACAAAGGAGCUCAGACCUUCACAAAGGGUCAGAAUGUCACCAUGUGCCAAACGAUUCAUUUCAGACACAAAAUGAAUCCUCCCAAACUAGAAUAAAUAUUUUUAUACUUUCUGUUUAAAAUGUUUUGACAUUCAGCCAAAAUAAUGUAAGAAAGUUCAUCCAGAUUUUUUUUAAACAUGUAAUUUUUUUUUAAAUCCCCACCUUAAAGGGCCAUGUCACGUACUAUGCCUAUAAAAGGAAACAUCCAAUCCAUCUAUGCUUAUUAAAAUAAAGCAAUAUAUUCCUAUUGUUCCUAAUCACAGUGUUUACUUAGUCCUUUUUUGACUCCAAAGGAAUAAUUUGGUAUUAUCCCUCUUAGCAUCUUAUUUUUCUUUGCACUUUUUUACACUUGAGGAAAAACUGAC
Cyprinodon variegatus (sheepshead minnow) is the source of this 1072-nucleotide messenger RNA. Its product is annotated as MAGUK p55 subfamily member 2-like. NCBI's taxonomy places the organism in Eukaryota, Metazoa, Chordata, Actinopteri, Cyprinodontiformes, Cyprinodontidae. Gene Ontology annotation, cellular component: plasma membrane; cell-cell junction. The coding region runs from base 111 to 335 and encodes 74 amino acids. The record is from RefSeq and is a predicted model, not a curated record. The transcript has 2 exons.